AUGGGGUCGGCAGCAUCGACCAGCAGCCCAGAACCUGAGGAGACAAUCGCUGUCUACGAUCGCAUAGCAACAUACUUGAAUGAGAAACCUUUGAAGAUGGCUCAUAUGUUAAAAACUACUAAGCUAAUAAAUGACUGCACUUCUGCAGAGAAAAUUAUGCUAUAUGAACACGGGAUAAUACACAUCAUAUGUGAACUGAUAGCGGAUACGUGUAGUUUUUGUUCGAGCAGCAGAACGGAAGCAGAAGAAAGGAGACGUCGACAGAGGCGAAAUUCCAAUAGCUCGGCUAUACAUAGAGGCACUGGGUACGGUUACGGCUCAACACGAUCUCGAUGGGAUAUCGAGAGAACGGUCGAGGAACGUUUGGCAAGGGAAGAGCAACUCACAUGGCUACUUAAUGCACUAAAUGCUUUUCUUUAUUGUACCUCGCCUGAUUUCACUGCAAAACGCGAUCCUAUUGACUAUGCACAUGUAUCACCUACUGUUGUUCAAGACAUAGGACAUUCAGCUGUAAUUGUUCUUUUGGAAUAUCAUCUGAAAAAUGACAGUCUGUUCGACGCCUUGUUGGAGACUGCUGCAUCACUGGCCAGUAUACCAGCGUUUAUCCCUUACCUUGUCAAACCAUAUACAAAAGGAGCAAAAUCCAUUGCCAAAGAGCUUCUAGUACCAUUUAAGGAAAGGUGGGAUCCAGUGGAACAUUUUAAUUACCGUUUUUAA
Strongylus vulgaris is the source of this 717-nucleotide messenger RNA. The record is from the annotation of a GenBank genome assembly. NCBI's taxonomy places the organism in Eukaryota, Metazoa, Nematoda, Chromadorea, Rhabditida, Strongylidae.